This is a messenger RNA of Nelumbo nucifera (sacred lotus), 1878 nucleotides long. It is a transcript of the gene CYP722A1, whose product is annotated as cytochrome P450, family 722, subfamily A, polypeptide 1. Gene Ontology annotation, biological process: brassinosteroid homeostasis; multicellular organism development; brassinosteroid biosynthetic process. The record is from RefSeq and is a predicted model, not a curated record. NCBI's taxonomy places the organism in Eukaryota, Viridiplantae, Streptophyta, Magnoliopsida, Proteales, Nelumbonaceae. Gene Ontology annotation, molecular function: oxidoreductase activity, acting on paired donors, with incorporation or reduction of molecular oxygen; monooxygenase activity; heme binding.
UCUCGGAGUCGGACUGACAAGAUUCAGUUCGACUUUGGGUCGAGAGAGAGAGAAGAAACAAAAAUCCGAUCGAUGACAUUCAUUCACGCUUUUCUUCCACUUGGCCUCCAUCUCUGCUCGGUGCUUGUCAUUGCCUUCUGGUUAUUCCGAACUACCCAGAAGAUCUUAUUAUGUCGGAACAAAUCGACGGAUAAUAUUCCUCCCGGCACCGGGGGACUCCCACUGAUCGGAGAAUCACUGCAGUUCCUAUCAGCUAACAGCAGCGCCAAAGGAUUAUACCAUUUCGUUCAUAUCCGACGCCUCCGGUAUGGUAAUUGCUUCAAAACCAACAUAUUUGGGAAGACCCAUGUCUUUGUUUCGAGUGUGGAAUCUGCAAAGGCAAUUCUCAGCAACGACUUCGUCAACUUCACAAAGAGAUAUGUAAAAUCAAUUUCAGAACUCGUAGGGGAUCAGAGCAUACUCUGUGCUACUCAGGAGUACCACAGAUUAAUCCGCGGCCGUCUCUCCAAUUUGUUCACCAUGGAUUCUACGUCAUCGUUUAUCAAGCACUUCGACCAUCUGAUCGUCACGACUCUCAGGAGCUGGGAACAUAAGCAAACUGUGGUUGUGCUGGACGAUGCACUCAAGGUAACCUUUCAGGCAAUAUGUAAGAUGGCGAUAAGUUUAGAGAAUCCUAAUGAGCUAGAAAUGUUGCAAAAGGAUGUUGGACAAGUUUGCGAAGCGAUGCUGGCCUUUCCCUUGAAUCUACCUUAUACAAGGUUUCGCGCAGGGAUGAAGGCACGAAAACGAAUAAUGGAGAUGUUGAAGAAGAUUAUUGAUGAAAGGAGGCAAGGUUGCGGAGAAUGUCAUGAAGAUUUCAUACAAUCACUGGUGUCUGAAGAUGAGAAAUUAGGCUGCAAGCUCACGGAUUCACAAGUCCAAGACAAUAUCUUGACAAUGAUAAUUGCAGGUCAGAUCACCACAGCAAGCGCAAUGACAUGGAUGGUUAAGUACCUGGAUGAGAACCAGGAGAUCCAACACACAUUGAGGGCUGAGCAACAACUCAUGUUAGCAGACAAAAACCCAUGUGGAUCACCUCUUACAAUUGAAGACCUCAAUGCCAUGCCAUAUGCUUCUAAGGUAGUCAGAGAAUCUCUAAGGAUGGCAUCUGUGGUUCCCUGGUUCCCACGGGUAGCACUGAAAGACUGUGAGAUUGAAGGUUUUAAGAUAAAGAAAGGCUGGAUUGUUAACAUUGAUGCCAGAUAUAUACACCUGGAUCCUACAGUUUAUCAUGACCCUUCAGAAUUCUAUCCUUCCAGAUUCGACGACGAGUCCAAGCCAUACAGUUUCUUAGCGUUCGGAACAGGAGGGAGGACAUGCCUAGGGAUGAACCUGGCUAAAGCCAUGAUGCUUGUCUUUCUAAAUCGUUUGGUCACCACUUACAGAUGGAAGGUGAUGGAUCCGGAUUCAAGUCUAGAGAAGUGGGUACUUUUUGCUAGGCCCAGAACUGGAUGCCCGAUUCGUGUAACGCGAGUAUGAGGCCUGGAGCAUGUUGAACCCCCUUUUUGGCCUCACCUACUUAAAGACUCAAGAGGGCUUCUGAAAGUUUGGUAAGGUAACAAUGAAAGCUUUAUCGGGUUUGUUGGACUGAAGGAAGUUGUGGAAUUAUUCAGUAAGUUUUAAAAUAACAAAGAAAAAUGAGAUCCCAAAUGAUGGAGGCCCGUGUUUGUGGUUCAUAUUAUUAUAAUAUUGCUUAUCUGACUGUCUGUCUGUAUCUAAAUUCUAAACCUGGGAAAGACACCCCUAAUUGUUGCAUUAUCUUAUGAUCACAUUAAGUUUUCAUGUUCUCUGCCCUUUUUUUCUGAAAUAUUAAUGGAGAUGAAACGCCAUUUCAAUUGC